AUGUAUGAUAGCUAUAGUAAUCAAGAUUUUGAUCCCAGUGAUCAAUAUUAUAUAAAAGCGUUUCACGGCAGAUAUAUAGCAGCUCAUCCAGAUGGUCUACUAGUAACAGACGAUGAUGAUAUAAAACAUCAUGAUAUACAAUGGCGUAUAAUACCAUGUGAUAAUAACAGAGUUGCUUUACAAAUUGUUAAACAUCAGAAAUAUUUAUCAACUGAAGAUCAUGGAACUGUUAGAUGUUUUGAUGAUAAUGUUAACAAUGAUUCGUUAUGGGAAAUGAAACAAUUAGAAAAUGGGAAAUAUGCAUUUCGAUCAUGUUAUGGUCGUUGGUUAAAUGCAACAGGCAUGACAGAUGAUAAUCCUCCAGAAACUCAACCACAUCUAUUUGCAAAUAAAGAACAUCACCAUCAACAUGCUCAAUUUGAUGUUAUACCAGUUAAACAAUAA
Didymodactylos carnosus is the source of this 444-nucleotide messenger RNA. NCBI's taxonomy places the organism in Eukaryota, Metazoa, Rotifera, Eurotatoria, Philodinida, Philodinidae. The record is from the annotation of a GenBank genome assembly.